AUGGUAGGAUCAGGCCCCCAUCAGGCAGGCUCCCAUCAACCUGAAUUGGCUAGAUCCCAACAACAGGAUAACUUUCCCAACCCUGAGCGUGAUCGAAAUGAAGAGAAUGGAAGGUUUCGAGAGGAAAGUGUGCACACCACUCAAACCAGUAAAAGCUAUUCUCGUGUGGGUAGUCUCGUGCUCCAGAGACAAAAUAACAACCGGGCCAUGCAACCAGAAGAAGUUAUAAGUCAUGUAUCCCAGAGACAGAAUGAUAAGCAAGCCAUGCAGCGAGAAAUAGACGAUUUGAAGAGAAAGUUGCGCCAUGCACAACGAAGGCAGCUAACCCAAUCCUUUGGCUCCCAUUUCGUUACAAGUAGCAGAGCUCCUCGGCCCUUAAGUGCGUUAUUGUCGUUAUCCAUGCAUGAUGGAGAAACUCUAAAGGCCUACACGGAUAGAUAUUGGGAGAUGUAUAAUGAAAUGGAUGACAAUUUUGACGACGUUGCCAUCAACACCUUCAAAAAUAGUCUCCCAGCCGAGCACGGCUUGAGGAAGUCUCUAACUGGCAAGCCCGCCACCAGUGUGCACCAACUGAUGGAUCGGAUCGAUAAGUAUAAACGAGUAAAGGAAGACCAGUUGCAAGGUAAAGGAAAAGAGAAGGUUAUCCCUCAGGAGAUGAGGGAUUUCAGGUUGGACCGAUAUAACAGCAACUGCCCGAGGAGAGAUUUCGGAGGGCAAUCCGAAGCAACCAAUACACAGACUGUCAAUACUGUAUUCUGA
Molecule: messenger RNA, 759 nt
Organism: Quercus robur (English oak)
Lineage: Eukaryota; Viridiplantae; Streptophyta; Magnoliopsida; Fagales; Fagaceae
Exons: 2
Coding region: 1-759 (252 amino acids)
Source: RefSeq, a predicted model, not a curated record